GCGAGCUCUGGGCUGCGGCAGGUGUUUGACUUCCUGGGCUUCAUGUGGCUGCCCAUCCUCGCCACCUUCUUCCACGUCAUCUUCGUCAUCUUCGGCUUCUUUGGCGCCUACCAGAGCAAGUCCAAGUACAUCGUCACGUACGUGGUGUGGUUGGUGGCGUGGUUGACGUUAACGGGCCUGGGUGUGUGCCCGUGUACCCCGUGGACUUCACGGGUCUGGACUUGUCCCGCCCGUUGCGGCCUGAACGGGUCGACGGUUGCCUGCUGAGCUACGAGUACGUCGAGACCGUGCAGGCGGCCCUUCAGUGUCUGCUGGCGUGCCUUCUCAUUAAGCUGGCCCUCAUUAAUCUGUUUGUGUGUGCAGGUCAGGGCAAGACGAGGGCCACGUCAAUCUACUCCGUUGAGUACAGCCCCAACAACGAGGACAGUGGGGACUCUAUAGACCUGGAGUCCCCAGCGCUAGGAACGCUCACCAGCCAAUACAACAGCACCAACAGCUCCUUCCUGCCUCCUCCCCCAGCCUCCGGGGACACGGCGGGGCCGCAGGCUUCAUCAACCCUAACCCCAAGAAGGGUUAAGAGGCAUCACCGUAACCGAAGCAGUUCUAGAUCCCGAGGUCAUCAGGAUACCAGGACCCGAGGCACAGCCCCGGCACAUCCAACCCCCGAGACCAACUUUGCCAACAACUACACCAGCGGCAGCGUUGGGUCUCUGGCGGGAGUUGGCGCGCGCACUGGUCGCAACUCCCACAGGAGGUCGGCUCGUAAUAACGCCAGUGGACGAGGCCGUAACAGAUCCCAGUAUGUGAACCCCGUAACCCAACUGAUGGAUGACUCAUCCACCAGCACAGAUUGCCCACCAGCGGUUGCUGGUGGGGUAGUGGGGGCUGUAGGGGGUGUAGGUCCCAGCGGCAGGUUGGGGCACUCGAACCCCAUGUACGUACACUCGAGGCCCGUGUCACUGCACUCCCUGGCGUCUACGGCUGCAGUUCCUGACCCUGUGGAGCGCCCUCCCUCCGUCCACUCCUCCUAUUCUAACUAUCACGGUGUACGCGCUGCUAUUAACCAAGCCAACCUCAAUCAAAUUAACCUGAGGGCGUCCGCGGAUGAUCUGGCAAGUAGUACUGCCCCAGGUAUGCUAGGUAACUUUCCUCAUGGUAGUGGGGGACUGCAGUUUGGACGCGCCCUUCCCCACCAGGCGGGGAAGGGGCUUCGGGGCUCGCAGAAUUCAAUCCUCAGUAACUCCGAACAGCGGCGAACAGCCCUGACUGCUUCAGAAAUCAGAGUUCCGGACACCGCGAUUCCCUCAAGUACUUCCAACUUUUCUAAUGUCCCUCCCACCACGUCCAUUGUUGGACCAUCAGCAGGUAAUGCCCUUACACCUGCAGGUGGUCGUGGUAACUAUGUACCAGCUGCCACAGUCGUGCACCAGCUGUCCCCCUCCAUCUCCACGAGCGAGUCUCUGCACAACUCGACCGUCAGCAGCGGCGUCGCGAGCCCUUCUCGCCUACACCAACAAACUGCACUACAACAACAACAACAAAACAAUUUUCUGCAGCAACAGCAAGCACAACACCAGCAGCAUCAUCAACAUCCACACCUGCAACAACAACGACAACAGUUCCAGCAACACUCACAGAUCCAGCAGAGCCAAUACAACCAAGCUCUUCAGCAACAUCAUCCACUGCAACAACAGCAGCCACAAAAAUAUCAACAACAGAAUCAGGCGCCACCAACAAUCCAAUACCACCAAAGCAAUAACAACCAAUAUUACGACCAGACAAAUGGUCCCGGUAACACUAAUUUCAAUAACCAGAAACCGAAUACUCAUUUUAAUUUUCCUGUUAAUAGAAUAAUGGGCAGCCAGUUUCCGCAGUAUUCCCCACCAACCCCCGCCUCCCCUUCCCCCUCCUCCCCCCCGUACUCCACGGUGUUCGGGGCCGUGCCGCGGGCAGACGAGGACGACGAGGUUCCUCCCCCGUACGUGGGGAACAUUUGACAAGCACCCGGAGGUGGGGAGGUCAUCCCCGCCUCCGGUUCUCGUGUACUCAACCAACCCCAGCCCCUGCCAUCUCCUCCGCC
Hyalella azteca is the source of this 2080-nucleotide messenger RNA. RefSeq names its product probable serine/threonine-protein kinase DDB_G0267686 (gene NKAIN). The record is from RefSeq and is a predicted model, not a curated record. NCBI's taxonomy places the organism in Eukaryota, Metazoa, Arthropoda, Malacostraca, Amphipoda, Hyalellidae. Gene Ontology annotation, biological process: regulation of sodium ion transport.